Molecule: messenger RNA, 5119 nt
Organism: Mus musculus (house mouse)
Lineage: Eukaryota; Metazoa; Chordata; Mammalia; Rodentia; Muridae
Gene: Eya1
Product: EYA transcriptional coactivator and phosphatase 1
Exons: 18
Coding region: 1729-3156 (475 amino acids)
Biological process (GO): chromatin remodeling
Cellular component (GO): cytoplasm; nucleus
Molecular function (GO): protein serine/threonine phosphatase activity; protein tyrosine phosphatase activity
Source: RefSeq, a predicted model, not a curated record
ACAUAGAAUAGAAAUAUUGGUGAUGAUAAAAAUACCUUCUUAAAAUGCAUAUCCAGACUUAAUUUCAGAGUGAGUGUUAGUUUGCAUUUGCAUUUAAACUGUGAUAUAGGACCGACAAAAUAUUAACCCAUAUAAGGAGACGCCUUCUUUCAAGAUUACAAAUUAUCAUAAUGGCUAAACCCUUGACUUGGAUAAAACAUAGUUUGUUAACUGAAGCUCAGCUCCUAGGUGUCACCGAACGAACGCCUAACUCAUAGAUUCUGAAUUAAGGUUGUGAGUUUUUAAAAGGAUAAGUUGCAAAGCAAGUUCCAGACUAAACGAAUCUCUUCUCAAGACCCAUUUAAAAAUGUUAAUGGUGAAAUAUUAUCUGGGUCCUAGCCAAAGAACUGAAGCCUUUGGCCUCCUAGCAACCCUUGCAGAAUCCUCCGCCAGGCUUUCAUUGUUAAGCUGCUAAUAGCUAACACGUUUGCCCAUUCUCCCUCUACUUCAUAGAAACAGCUUUUUUUUUUUAAAUCUUCUCCAGACCUGUAAGUAGGUAGGUACUUUAGGAAAAAGUGUUAAAAGUAUCCGUUCUCCUAAGUUUCAGGUCCUCAAAAAAAAUUUUAAAAAAAGUAUUGAAAAAGUGUAAAAGAUAACAUGCAACUACUCCCCAAAGAUCUUAAUUGGGAGCUACUGGCGCGGGAGGAUGUGUGUGUGUUGACAGAGGUUCCCACAAGUUCUUCCCCCACAGCUGUUUAUUCAGAUAUCAUGGGGCGCGUCAUUUACAUAAUAAAUUUUUUUUUAAAGCAGCGAGGUUGAGUCAGACCAAGCUCUGCUCCUCUCAAUUGUUGCAUUUAAACCAAUAAGGUUAGGACAAGAGACUAGCUGUGGUUUGCGUUGCAAAAACAAAACAAAACAAAAAGCCCCGAGGCUUCGUGGGCAGACCUACAAGGCUGCGCAAACAAAUCGGGGGAUGAGAUUUUGCUGUUUCUUUGUCUAGGCGUCUCAGAUGCUAUCUGCCGCUGCCGUUCGCUGGGGCGCAAAGCCGUUCCCAAACAGACCGCGGCGAGCUGAUGGCUCCGAGCUUGCGGCGAGGUAGCGAGUGUGCAGGGCCACUUCCGACUGGAAGCCUUCCUGUGGCGGUGCGCGGUGGCGGGGUCCUUCCUGGGGAAGGCGAUCGCGCUCAGUCGCUCCACAGCCCGAGCCUGCAGCAGCGCCCGGGCGCAGUCCCCGGGAGCCGGGCAAUCCCCGGCCUCUGCGCUCCGCUGCCAGCCGCGUCACAGCGCCUCUGAGAGCUCCCGGGUCCCCGUGUUCCUGCACAGCAGCCAAACUAUGUCAGGAAUGGAGGUCUGCUAACACAGAAAACUCCAAGGAGCACACUAAACCGGUGGAGGCAGCAGAUGUGAGCGCUGUGCGAACGUCUCACAGCAGUUCCGAUGUUGCUCUUUCCUCAAGUUGCAGGUCUAUGGAAAUGCAGGAUCUAACCAGCCCGCAUAGCCGACUGAGUGGUAGUAGCGAAUCCCCCAGUGGUCCCAAACUCGAUAGCUCUCAUAUAAAUAGUACUUCCAUGACUCCCAAUGGCACCGAAGUUAAAACAGAGCCAAUGAGCAGCAGUGAAAUAGCUUCAACAGCAGCAGACGGGUCUUUAGACAGUUUCUCAGGUUCAGCUCUCGGAAGCAGCAGCUUUAGUCCAAGACCAGCUCACCCGUUCUCUCCACCACAGAUUUAUCCUUCCAAUUUACCACAGGAAUGCAACAAGCCACAGCCUACGCCACGUACCCACAGCCUGGACAGCCCUAUGGAAUUUCCUCCUAUGGUGCAUUGUGGGCAGGCAUCAAGACGGAAAGUGGAUUGUCACAGUCUCAGUCACCUGGACAGACGGGAUUUCUUAGCUAUGGCACAAGCUUUGGUACCCCUCAACCUGGACAGGCACCGUACAGCUACCAGAUGCAAGGUAGCAGCUUUACCACGUCAUCAGGAUUAUAUUCAGGAAAUAAUUCACUCACCAACUCCUCCGGAUUCAACAGUUCACAGCAGGACUAUCCGUCUUAUCCCGGCUUUGGCCAGGGUCAGUACGCACAGUAUUAUAACAGCUCGCCGUAUCCAGCACACUACAUGACGAGCAGUAACACCAGCCCGACCACACCGUCCACCAAUGCCACUUACCAACUCCAGGAACCACCUUCUGGCGUCACAAGUCAGGCGGUCACAGACCCCACAGCAGAGUACAGUACAAUCCACAGUCCUUCCACACCCAUUAAAGAGACUGACUCCGAGCGGCUGCGUCGAGGUUCAGAUGGGAAGUCACGUGGCCGAGGCAGAAGAAACAAUAAUCCCUCCCCUCCCCCGGAUUCUGACCUUGAGAGAGUGUUCAUCUGGGACCUGGACGAGACCAUCAUUGUUUUCCACUCCUUGCUCACGGGGUCCUACGCCAACAGAUACGGGAGGGAUCCACCUACUUCUGUUUCCCUGGGACUACGAAUGGAAGAGAUGAUUUUCAACUUGGCAGACACACAUCUAUUUUUCAAUGACCUAGAAGAGUGUGACCAAGUCCAUAUAGAUGAUGUUUCAUCAGACGACAACGGCCAGGACCUGAGCACAUACAACUUUGGAACAGAUGGCUUUCCUGCUGCAGCCACCAGUGCUAAUUUAUGCCUGGCAACUGGUGUCCGAGGUGGUGUGGACUGGAUGCGGAAACUGGCCUUCCGCUACAGACGAGUAAAAGAGAUCUACAACACCUACAAAAACAACGUGGGAGGUCUGCUUGGCCCAGCUAAGAGGGAAGCCUGGCUCCAGCUGAGGGCUGAGAUUGAGGCACUCACAGACUCCUGGCUGACCCUGGCCCUGAAGGCCCUCUCCCUCAUCCACUCCCGGACGAACUGUGUGAAUAUUUUAGUAACAACUACGCAGCUCAUCCCAGCAUUGGCAAAAGUCCUGCUAUAUGGAUUAGGAAUUGUGUUUCCAAUAGAAAAUAUUUACAGUGCAACUAAAAUAGGAAAGGAAAGCUGUUUUGAGAGGAUAAUCCAAAGGUUUGGAAGGAAAGUGGUAUACGUUGUCAUAGGAGAUGGUGUGGAAGAAGAGCAAGGGGCAAAAAAGCAUGCUAUGCCCUUCUGGAGGGUCUCCAGUCACUCGGACCUCAUGGCACUGCAUCAUGCCUUGGAAUUAGAGUACCUGUAACAGCUUCCUGCCAACUUGACACUGCACAACUGCCCUGUGGCCAGAGAUAACCCAGCAGGCUUGUCUUCUUGUGUCAGUGCUGGACUUCAGGAUGUACCAAUUUCAGCAUAUGGAUGCAUAGCUGCUGCGGGCUUGACUGCUACCCUCGGGGUUAAUGGAGGACCAUGUGUAUUCUUCAGAACAGCUGUUGACUCUAGUACUGUGAAUCCAGUGAAAGUAAGCCAUGAGAAUGUUCUCACACAGUGUGGUGUGUCUUGGCUACAUUAACUACAUGGUUCAAACCUGUGAAGAAAAGACCUACAGACACUUUGGUUUUCGGCAAAUGUGAUACAAACAGCGUCUGUGAUCCAGCAAACUUGAUCCCACAACAAAGACUCCCACGCGUCACCUGGACAACCAUGGAGCUAUUUUAUUUUCUCAGAGGUUCACUUUUUGGUGUCCCCCACCCAGGGCAAUCUGUACUUCGCUACUUAUUUAUGAAAAAAGACUUUGAAAAAACAGAUUUGCUGAGGUAUAAUUCAUAUACCAUAUGAUUCACCAAGACAGACUUCUCGGCUUCAAAUAGUUGAAGGGACAAUAGCAUAAGAAAUAAUCAAUAAAAGGCCUUGGCCUGACAGUACAGCAAGUACUUUGAAUUUUAGCACAUUGCAAAAGUAGUUUAAAGUAUGUCUAAUUUAAAUGUGUAAAAUGUACAUCACUGAGACAAUCGUGUACAGAAGGAAUUUUUGGUGUAAAUUUGUAAUAAUGGAUGAUUCUUACACAUUCUGUUUAGGGAAUGCUAUUAUGAGGUAGAAAUGCUUUCCUAGGAAGCUUGGGCACAAACUCCUGCAGUGCCUUAUCUAAGGAUUGGGUAUAAAUAUUGUAGAUAAUGGAUCUUUUUGAUAAUGUUAUCUAAGACCAAAAGCAUGAAUGUCAAGUGUCAACAAGGAUUUUAUUUUCUUAGUCUUUUAUCCCAUUCAUUUUUCUAAUUUGUGUACGUGAGUGUGUGUGUGUGUGUGUGUGUGUGUGUGUGUGUGUGUGUAUUGGUUAGUUAGAAGGGACUUGAUAAAAAUAACAGUGGCUCACAACUUAAAAGUUUUGAAGUCUUCCUGACCACCUCCCCGACUUUCUCAUUUCAACACUAAUGUAUUAUAUGUAACUACUUGGAAAAGAAUGACUAUUCAAACACUUCAUCCCACAGAAAGAAUAUAGAUGAUAGAUAUAUUUUAUUAAUAAAAUUAACUGGAGCCUAGCAGAGUCUCCAUGCACUCAGAAUGAUUACCGUGUCUGGGAUUCUUGUUUAUAUCAACGAGGACUUUACUACAUAACUGGGUCAGCAGCACUUCUCAUCCCAUCUCUUACUCUUUCCUUCCCACCCAGACAAGGUUCAUUGCCCGAUGGUGGGUUGGUCUGGCCAUCAUCAGAAACACUAAUGUUGCUCUCUACGUAUGACAAGACAGACAUAAACCUAGAGGGUGAUGGGAGAAACACAAAAAUGAUCAUGUUUGUCAUGUUAUAAAAAAGAUUCUUCCAAACUGAUGAAUUUGUAUACGGUCAGGAGUCUUUCUCAUUGUGGUCUUUGUGUUGCCAUAAAAUUACCCUUUGGAUCAAUUUUAGUUUAUAUUAUUAAGUUAUUAAUAAUAUUAUUUAAUACUGGGGGCAGCAGGUUUGACCCAGAGUAGCAGAAAAACCACCCUACUUUUUUCUAUUCUAAAAGUCCAUGUUGCUGCUAAAAUUAGUCGUUAUAAAUUCUCUAAAUUGUUAAAAAUGAAUAAUGGAAUUAGUUUCUCCCCUGAUGCAGACAGAAAUGGCCAGUGUUGAGACCUCUUCAUUUGAUGCUGUUGUAUUCUGCAGACUGAAAAGACAGCCUUGACCUUGGCCUUACUGUAAACAGGUGUGCUGUGUCCACGAUUGUGUACAGAACUUUUUUUUUCUUCAUUAAUGUUGUGUUUAAAUUAAUAAACUUGAUUUGUGCAGUACUGUA